GCAAAUCAAGUGGGAGGGCCUGCCAUAGAUGAAGGGCAGUUCAAGCCAUUCUUAGGACACAAGGGCCGUGUCUAUGCUAUUGCGUACUCACCUGAUGGUAGAUGCAUUGCUAGUUGCUCGGAAGACAAAACCAUCCGAAUCUGGGAUAGUAAAUCAGGCAAACAAGAAGGGGAAACACUAGUCGGGCACACACAAGCGACCACCACCAUCUCCUACUCGCAGGACGGGAAGGUUCUCGUAUCUGGCGGUGACGAUGGUACUAUACGGUUUUGGGACAUGGGAAAUGGUCACAAACAAAUCGGAGAUCCCAUUACAACACACGAACCGUAUGUGCGGUCGGUCCAGUACUCGCCUAAUGGAAGGCUGUUAGCUAGCUCUGGCGGCGAUGGCAAGCUCGAGCUUUGGGACGUGACCUUGCGUAAACUUGUCGUCCAGCUGGAGGAACACGCUAGCGUCACCACGUGGACCAUCACCUGGUCACCGGAUGGAAAACGCAUCGCAGCCGGUUCAACCAACAACCAAAUUCGAGUCUUCGACGUAGCUAAGCGCCAGCUAGCGAUUCCCCCAAUUGACGCACAUAAGGGCUCUGUCAAUAUAUUGGCAUACUCACCUGACGGAUCCUUUCUUGCGAGCGGAUCUGACGACCAAAGCGUCCGAUUAUGGCGAGCAGACACCGGGAAGGCUGCCAGAUGUCCGUUCAGAGGGCACAAAAGCGUCGUUCUCGGGGUCGCGUGGUCCCCAGAUGGACAGCGUCUCGUCACUGGCGGUGCAAAACCUUGCCCGUAUGUAUGCGUCUGGGACGUACACAAAGGUCAAAUGCUAUUCAAUGGCCCUCUCAGGAUCCAUCGACACACGGACUGGAUCUGGGGGGUCACUUACUCUCCCGAUGGGGACUAUUUCGCAACAGCAGAUACCGAGGUCAGCCCAAUUCAAGUUUGGGACGCAAGAACGGGUAAAGCAUUGCUCCCUCUGAUAGUAGAAGAAGAAGAACGCAAACUUCGAGAACAGGAACAGGACGCUCUCAGCAAUGAUCAGCAUCAAUUUCACGACUCGGGAAAGAUGCGCACUGGAGGAACUAUCACGGCUGUUGCAUGGGGUUUGGACGGACAGCGCUUCAUGAGCGCUGAGGAGGAUAGAGGCAUUCAAAUUUGGGACGGGGAGACGGGUCUCCAGGUAGGCGAGGCCGUCAGGCACCAGAAAUCCGUCAGCGCAGUGUCCAUAUCCGGGGAUGGGACAGUGGCGAUUGCAUCAGACGACGCUACCAUCAGUAUCUUCGACAUCAAUUCUGGAGAGUUGUUAGCUGGGCCUCUAACGGGUCAUACCGACGCCAUCUUGACUUUAAGGUUGUCACUCGACGGCUCGCGGAUCGUUAGCGGAGGCAAAGACAAAACCAUCCGAUUUUGGCACAGCGACACUGGGAAAAUGGCGCACAUCAUUGAAGCACAUACAGCAUCCGUCUGCGCGCUCUCGCUCUCUAAGGCCGAAACAAAACUCGCGAGUGGGGCAGAGGAUAAUACCAUCUUGGUCUGGGAUUGGCAAACGUACGAACGCAUCGCUGGCCCGUUCUAUCACGACGACUGCGUUCGGGCAGUGUGCUUCUCUCCGGAUGGGAUGCGCCUACUGAGCGGCUCCGACGACUGUACCGCACGUGUUUGGGACAUUGCAAGUGGAAAAUCAGCGUUCGAUCCCAUGGACGUUCAUUCGGGCUCUGUCGGUGCUGUCGACUGGUCUAGCGAUGGUUUAAAGCUGCUGACCACCGGCGCUCAUGACUGGACAAUCUGCGUUUGGGACGCUACUACCGGCGCCAGGCUCCAUGAACCACUUGACGGUCACGACGGUGGGGUCAAGGCGGCCGUGUUCUCUCCUGAUUGUAAGCGUAUCCUCAGCGGCUCGAUGGACGGCACACUCUGUGUAUGGGAUGCAGUUACGGGACGUAUUCUCCUAGACAAAACUGAGCCAAACAAUCAGGAAGCAUCAGACGAUCGUAGUCAUAGUCCAGAUGAUCCGCAGGAAGGAAUAUCUACGGAAAGACGCGACAGGAUGCGACAGCAUUCGGACGAUAGCAUCAUGAACAUGCCGGCCACCAUCUCGCGUAAAAAUAAGCAAAGAAGUCAAGGCAGAGGUUUCUGGGACGAUGUAGAUCACGAAGGCGGACAUGGCACCGGAACUCAGAAGACCGACAAAAAGCGCCAGCGUAAACACGGUUGGCUGGGAAAUAUGUGGCGCUCUACGCAUAACUUUGAAUCGACUCCAACUCAGAAACAAAAUACCAAGCGCAAGGGAAAACAUACAGCUGGUGGUUCCGCCGAGGGCCAUGUCAUGCGACGCAUCCACCACGCUGAAGUUGAACGUGUGACUACCGCUCGCGACAAGUUGCGCGUACUCGCAGCAGGAGACAACCCACAUGCGCGACACAGCUCACAGGAAGAGCCGGAGUCGGAUGGAGGAAGUGAUUCGCCCAUCGACCCAACUGAUCCCAACCCUACUCAUGGUGAUGUCAGCAGUGAUGACGAAAGUGUUCAUGGUUUGGUUGACACUAUCUGUUUUUGUCUCUGCUUGCCGUGCUGCAAAUGAUGCUCGGGUCUGAGUGCGAUUGCCUAAAUCUAGUGCUUGAGGGGUGGUCUGUCUCCGUAGCUCUCACAUAUUUUUCUGUGCGCAUUGCCAUAACGAAACCUAGUUUAUAUGCAAUGUAGUAUGCGAAACAAUUGAUUUACUUCUCAUGUAAC
Coniophora puteana RWD-64-598 SS2 is the source of this 2726-nucleotide messenger RNA. Its product is annotated as WD40 repeat-like protein. The record is from RefSeq and is a predicted model, not a curated record. The transcript has 7 exons. NCBI's taxonomy places the organism in Eukaryota, Fungi, Basidiomycota, Agaricomycetes, Boletales, Coniophoraceae. Gene Ontology annotation, molecular function: protein binding. Bases 277 to 2574 code for a protein of 765 amino acids.